Molecule: messenger RNA, 1178 nt
Organism: Ziziphus jujuba (common jujube)
Lineage: Eukaryota; Viridiplantae; Streptophyta; Magnoliopsida; Rosales; Rhamnaceae
Exons: 7
Coding region: 28-987 (319 amino acids)
Cellular component (GO): cytosol
Source: RefSeq, a predicted model, not a curated record
UAGAUUUUAUUUUAUUUUUGUUAGGGGAUGGGGAUCCUGGUGUAUAAUAUUCAUUCAGUGCUCACAAAUUCAUUGAUUUGCAAAAGGACCCCUUCAGCUAAAUUUCGUCUUCUCCAGGUGCACUUUGUCUCACCGCCACACCAUCAUACUUCCAGUUCCAGCACAACCUUGGGGAGGAUGGCCCAGCCUGCACAGAACCCAGUGGUUCAGCCACAGAAAGUAUUAGUACCAAAUAAGCAUGGCGAAAAACUCGUGGGCUUAUUGCAUGAAACCGGAUCUGUGGAGAUUGUAAUCUUAUGCCAUGGUUUCCGAUCCACAAAGGAUAACAAUAUAAUGGUGAACCUGGCAGUUGCUUUGGAAAACGAAGGAAUCAGUGCCUUCCGUUUUGACUUUGCUGGAAAUGGAGAAAGUGAGGGUUCAUUUGAAUAUGGAAAUUAUCGGAGAGAGGCAGAUGAUUUAAGUUCUGUAGUCCAACAUUUCACUGGAGCAAACCGUGUAAUUGGUGGAAUUCUUGGACAUAGUAAAGGCGGGAAUGUGGUGCUUGUGUAUGCUUCUAAGUAUCAUGAUAUCCAUACAGUUGUCAAUGUUUCCGGGCGUUAUGAUAUGAAGAGAGGCAUUUCAGAGCGUUUGGGAGAAGACUUUAUGCAAAGAAUCAAGGAGGAAGGAUUUAUUGACGUUAAAAAUAAGGAUGGAAGUGUGAACUAUCGUGUAACCUCGGAAAGUUUGACAGAACGCAUAACAACUGAUAUGCACAAUGCAUGUCUUCAUAUUGACAAGGAUUGCAGGAUCCUGACAGUCCAUGGAUCUGCUGAUGAAAUUAUCCCUGUUGAAGAUGCUUACGAGUUCGCCAAGAUAAUACCAAAUCACAAAUUGCGCAUCAUAGAAGGAGCCGAUCAUGGAUACGGCAAUCAUCAAGCUGAGUUGGCCACUGCUGUUUUGGAGUUCAUAAAGUCAUGCCUGCAGCAGGAAAAGACAGCUUCAAGCUAGAAGCUUUUCUUGUCCCUUCGCUAUUAAUGAGUAUACUUUGUGAUGUGGCUUUUGCUGACAAAUUUGGUUCCAAAUUGUUGUGUUGAGUUUGGAAGGCUAAAUGCUUGUGAAUUCUCUGCUAAAUUAUAGUCAGGAAUGUUAAAGAACUCCAAUAUGCAUUGUCUCAAUAAAACUGCGGUUUUUUUUGUUUA